AAUAUUCGACGUGUUCGCGUGCGAGCGGGUCGGAUAAUAAUCGCCUGAGCGAGGACGUGGAUCGGUUAUAACCUCACCUCUCUGGUUGUCGCUCAAACACUCAACUCGAAAAGUCUUAUACUAUAGUCGCGAUGGAGGGUCAGGGUGAAAACGACGAGCUCUACCCUAUCGCCGUCCUUAUCGACGAGCUGAAGCACGACGAUGUCCUCCUCCGUCUCAAUGCUAUUCACCGCCUCUCCACCAUUGCCUUGGCUCUAGGGCCCGAGAGAACCCGGGAAGAGCUGAUCCCAUUCCUCGAUGACUCUGUCGAGGAUGAAGAUGAGGUCUUGACCGCGUUGAGCGAGGAGCUUGGAAACUUCACAGAAUAUGUUGGUGGCCCAGAGUACGGGCAUGUACUUCUCUCCCCCCUCGAGAAUUUGGCCGCUAUCGAAGAACCUCUGGUCAGAGAAAAGGCCGUAGAAUCUCUUAACAAGAUCGGAGAGCAGCUGUCCGAGAAACAGAUCGAAGAAUAUUUCAUUCCGAUGGUUUUGCGCCUUUCGAAAGCCGACUGGUUCACCUCGAAAGUUUCCGCGACUGGGCUCUACUGUGUCCCAUAUAGGAAGGCUUCGCCCACACUACAGCAAACCCUCCGUCAAUACUAUGGAAGCCUCGUGCAUGACGACACACCGAUGGUGAGAAGACAAUCAGGAAACAACCUCGCCAAGUUCAUCAAGGAACUGAACACCCAAGUUGUCAUCGAGGAAAUAAUACCCUUGUUUCAGCAUCUCGCCACCGAUGAACAGGAUAGCGUGCGGUUGCUUACUGUGGAUGUGCUUAUCUCGAUUGCGGAGGAAAUCCCCAAGGAGCAGCAGCCCAGCCAUGGUGUUCUUCUGACUUCAUUGAGGAAUCUAUUCGAGGACAAGAGCUGGAGAGUCAGAUACAUGGUUGCCGACCGUUACGAAAAGAUCGCUAAAGCCGUCCACGAGGAAGUUGUCACUCGUGACAUGGUUCCUUCGUUUGUUAAGCUUCUGAAAGACACGGAAGCUGAAGUCCGCACCGCUAUUGCUGGCCAGAUCCCAGGCUUCUGCAGCCUGAUCGACCGUGAUACAUUGCUUAAUGAGAUCAUGACGAGUGUUGAAGAUCUUGUGUCGGAUCCCUCUCAACACGUCCGCGCAGCACUGGGAACUCAAAUCAGUGGCCUUGCACCUAUACUUGGCAAGGAGGAGACUACUGCCCAUCUCCUUCCGAUGUUCUUGCAGAUGCUCAAGGAUGAAUUCCCGGAUGUUCGUUUGCACAUCAUCUCCAAGCUGGAGUUGGUUAACAAAGUCAUUGGCAUUGACCUCCUGUCCCAGUCUUUGCUGCCGGCUAUUGUACAGUUGGCCGAAGACAAGCAAUGGCGUGUCCGACUGGCCAUCAUCGAAUAUAUUCCUCUGCUUGCCAGCCAGUUGGGCGUCAAGUUCUUCGAUGAGCAGCUGAGCGAUCUUUGCAUGGGCUGGCUCGGCGAUACAGUCUUUUCCAUCCGUGAGGCUGCCACAACGAACUUGAGGAAGCUCACAGAGGUCUUCGGCGUUGAUUGGGCUAAGGGAUCCAUAAUUCCCAAAGUCAUGGCCAUGGGCCAGCACCCCAACUACCUCUACCGGAUGACCACGUGCUUCGCUAUUUCCACUCUUGCCCCAGUUGUAUCGAUGGAUAUUAUUGAGAACUCAAUUCUCCCCAUCUUGGACAGACUUGUGUCGGACGAGAUCCCGAACAUCCGUUUCAACGUUGCCAAGUCCUACGCUGUAUUGAUCCAUACCCUGCGACGCCUGCCGGCGGAAGGAACUUUGACAGAGCUUGAAAAAGUAGGACAAACUGCCACCCCGUCGCCGCGGGGUCAGGAACUCAUCCAACAGAGAAUUCUCCCUAGCCUGGAGAAGCUGCAAGGCGAUGAUGAUGUCGAUGUGCGGUAUUUUGCGACCACUGCCGCUGGCGGCCACGAGGAAGUUAUGCAGACUUCACCGUAGGCUUAGCACCAUGAGCGCGUGAGUGGGCACUAAUAUCACGGCAC
Aspergillus japonicus CBS 114.51 is the source of this 2026-nucleotide messenger RNA. RefSeq names its product protein phosphatase 2A structural subunit TPD3. Gene Ontology annotation, molecular function: protein phosphatase regulator activity. The transcript is spliced from 9 exons. The coding region runs from base 132 to 1982 and encodes 616 amino acids. Gene Ontology annotation, biological process: protein dephosphorylation. NCBI's taxonomy places the organism in Eukaryota, Fungi, Ascomycota, Eurotiomycetes, Eurotiales, Aspergillaceae. Gene Ontology annotation, cellular component: protein phosphatase type 2A complex; cytoplasm. The record is from RefSeq and is a predicted model, not a curated record.